AUGGUAUUUGACAUGUUAGUGUAUAGCAGAUACCAAGUCAUCUAUUGCUUGCAGUCAUCGGAAGUUCAAUGUGAUUGCUUUAUGUUCCAAUCAGAUGGUAUUCUAUGUUGCCACAUUCUUGCUGUUCUUUUACAUUUUCGUGUAACAGUAGUGUCCUCACAGUACAUUCUAUCCCAAUGGAGUAAAUAUGUUAGUCGGAGACACACAUACAUCAGGAGUAGCCUUGACAUGGACCGUUUUGACGAUAGCAUGACCAUUUUUAGGGAAUUGUGUUAUGAUUUUUAUAACGUUGCUCAAAAUUUCGUGGCUACUCUAGAGGUUGCUACUAUAUUGCGUGAUGCCAUGCCCAGUGCUCGGCACGAGCUCAAAGAAUACAAGGAAUCCGAGCAUCAAGUUGCACAUGUUCCAAGUGCAAUUAACUCGCAUAUGCGUGACGAGUGUCUCGUUAGCAUAGAUGAGCUAUAG
This is a messenger RNA of Arachis duranensis, 465 nucleotides long. RefSeq names its product protein FAR1-RELATED SEQUENCE 3-like. NCBI's taxonomy places the organism in Eukaryota, Viridiplantae, Streptophyta, Magnoliopsida, Fabales, Fabaceae. The record is from RefSeq and is a predicted model, not a curated record. The transcript has a single exon. Gene Ontology annotation, biological process: regulation of DNA-templated transcription. Gene Ontology annotation, molecular function: zinc ion binding. The coding region runs from base 1 to 465 and encodes 154 amino acids.